CACUUUGGUAUAGGUGUUAUUCAUAUAAUAUUUUACAAGAACAUUAUGAUAAUGAACCUGAACUUAUUGAUGAAUGUAUUGAAGACAAUUAUGACUUGCAACAAAUACAUAUUAACUCUAUGCUAAACAAUGUGUCAGAUGAUAAAAUUCAAGUAGCUUGGCAUGUAGUUAAACUUACGGUUAGUUAUGGAAUUGUAUGUCAGCAUUACUUUGCUGUUCUUUUAGAAUCAAAUUAUGGUAAAAGUUAUGGAUUGUUGCAAACUGUUCUAACAUUAGCGAUGGAGAUGAAAACUGAUGAGGAACAAAAAAAAGAGCUUCUAAAAGCUGAUACUGCAUCAAGUCAAGAUCAUGAAAAUAUUAUUCAAGUAAUUAAUCCAAAAGUCAUGCCAGUUAAGGGCCACCAAGUAGAAGACAGAAGAGUGUACUUGAAUGAGAAGCUAAAAAACCAUUAA
Molecule: messenger RNA, 452 nt
Organism: Cetraspora pellucida
Lineage: Eukaryota; Fungi; Glomeromycota; Glomeromycetes; Diversisporales; Gigasporaceae
Source: the annotation of a GenBank genome assembly